This is a messenger RNA of Quercus lobata, 1143 nucleotides long. RefSeq names its product probable leucine-rich repeat receptor-like protein kinase At1g35710. Bases 1 to 1143 code for a protein of 380 amino acids. The record is from RefSeq and is a predicted model, not a curated record. Gene Ontology annotation, molecular function: protein binding. The transcript is spliced from 3 exons. Lineage: Eukaryota; Viridiplantae; Streptophyta; Magnoliopsida; Fagales; Fagaceae.
AUGGAGAUUUCGGCCCUUUUCCUCUUUUCUGUGUUGUUGUUGUUGCACUGUUUUAUGGCUAGCUUAGCUGUGGUAGUGAGAACCAACAUCACCACAGAUCAAUCAGCUCUUCUUGCUCUCAAAGCUCAUAUCACUGAUGACCCUUACAAAUUUUUGGCAACCAACUGGUCUACCUCUACCUCUGUUUGCAAUUGGAUUGGUAUUACUUGUGAUGCCAACAACCUUAGAGUCACUGCCUUGAAUCUUUCUCACAAGGGUCUUAAAGGAACCAUUGCUCCACAAGUGGGAAACCUAUCAUUCCUCUCCCAUUUAUCCUUUAGAAACAACAAUUUUCAUGGCUCUCUUCCCAACGAGUUGGCUUCUUUGCGUCGAUUGGAAGUUGUCAGCUUUGAAUUGAACUCCUUUUCUGGGGCGUUACCAUCAUGGUUUGGGUUCUUUCCUAAGCUUCGAGAGUUGUAUGCUAAUAGCAACCAGUUUAAUGGUGAAGUACCGCUCAAGAUUUGGAAUCUUCAAAAUCUGAGGGAAUUAACUCUCGCCAAUAACAGCUUAAUUGGUCUCAUCCCAAAUGCAAUCUUCAAUAGCUCAAAAAUUGAAUUCAUUAGUCUAUACAUGAACCGGUUCUCAGGCCAUCUUCCAUCAAGCAUAGGCAAUUGGCUUCCAAAUCUUAAGGUACUUUACCUAUGGGAUAAUGAACUAAAUGGAACAAUCCCUCACUCUAUCUCAAAUGCUUCUAUGCUCACUGAUCUAGAGUUGGCAGCAAACAAUUUUUCGGGGUCUAUUCCUAGUACCCUAGGAAAUUUAAGGCAUCUUGAGAGACUCAACUUAGCCAGCAAUUUUUUGACCAAAGAAUCUUCAAGUCUAAAAUUGAGUUUCCUUUCAUCUUUGGCAAAUUGCAAAAAUUUGACAGAAAUAGUGCUAGCAGAUAAUCCGCUAAAUGGCACCCUCCCAAUUUCCAUAGGAAAUUUGUCUACUACUCUUAAAAUAUUUUUUGCAUCUAAUUGCAACAUAAAGGGCAUCAUACCUAUAGGGAUUGGUAAUUUAAGAAACUUGACAGACCUACACCUAGAAGACAAUGAAUUGAUUGGUGCUAUUCCAAGUACAGUUGCAGGAAUGAGACAACUUCAAGUUGAGCAACUUGGUUGA